AUGCGCUCGGCUAUCAGCGUUAUCCUGUCGAGCCCGGUACCCGACAACAAGAUGUCCCAUCCCGAUUACGAGCAGACCGCCCACGAUCACGCCGCCCUGCUGCUGCUGCUGAGACCCAUCGGUACGCAGAUCAAGCCCAAGACGGUUAGUAGGUUAUGUGAGAGGAUCAUCAAAGCUGGCAGCAGAUUUUCCGUAUCCGACUCGAGCGGCGGCACCCGGGAGAUCCUCGCGCGGUUCGUGCGCGAGCACCCCGUGGAGAACAACGAUUGGGGGGACUUUCAGACUCAUCGGAGGUUGCUGGGUCUCGUCACGUUCGGCAAGUACGACAAUCAGGCCGAGCUGAACGAGCUAUGCAGGGUGCACGAGACCUUGAAAGUGAAGUACAGCAGUACCUUGUACGACUCGCGCGCUAUCCUGUUCGGUGCGCUCGAGUCGAACGGCCGUCACGAACCGCCGCCAGGCUACACCACGCCCAGCAACUUCAAGACCCGCGCGGUGUUCUACGCUGACGAGUCCUGUCCUGAUCUGGAGACGCAAAUUGCCGAGUAUCUGAACUUCCUGUUCUGGAUCUUGGAGUCCAAGAGGCUGGAGCGUUCUCGGGAGAAGAUAGACCGUGUCUCUCUUCUCCUGGCACCAUUCGAGAAAAAAGACUUUAUAGGACUGGACCUUGAAUCUAGAAAUAACAAGAAGAGAUGUGUAGGUCGUAUGACCAAGCAUCUGGGCGACUUGUGUCUUCAAGCUGGCCUCCCAGCUGAGGCACUGAGUCAUUAUAAUUCUGCAGCCAACAUCCUGCAGGCAGUCAAUGAUUGGUUGUGGCUGGGAGCUGCGUACGAAGGUCUCUGCGCUGCUUCAGUCUUGGUUCUGUAUCCCAAUAUGUGUCGGAGUCUUCCGUUGCAAAGGAAUUCUUCCCUGCAGGAAGGUAGUCCAAGUAAACAGAGACGAGGGUCGCAGGCUAUCGCAGCUCUACCGGCUCCACCUAGUAUAGAAGUAAUAAAAACUAGCAUGCCGCAUAUUUUGCAACCUGAUGAAAUAUCGAAGAAAUAUCGUGACGCUAUAGUGCAUUAUAGUAAAUAUCAGUACGCAGGUAUAAUUGAAACGGAGGCUAGUUUUAAGGCAACGAGAAUCUCAAUAGAACAGAACUGCACUUUACAAGCUGCGUCGUAUUUAAACAAUGUUGUACUGAUCAAUUUGCCUCUGAGCGAGCAAGAAAAAAUUGAUCGAUUUACUACACUAUCAGAUCUAUACACGAGCUUUGGUUUUGAUAGAAAAGCUUCAUUUUGUCUGCGUUUAGCCGCCACACGCCAUGUGUCACAAAAUAAUCCCAAUCCGGACUGGCAGCAGUGUUACAACUUGAUGUUGCAAGCUACACCCGGAUUUAAGUUGUCCUUGGAUCCCGUCGACAUGCCGUUAGAUGGGCAAAGAGGAUGGCCAAUUAUACAGAUUCAAGUGAUAAAUGAGCUGGUUGCUGCUGCAAAUCGAAUGGGUAACCCAGCUCUUGCUACAAGGCAUAUGACGUUUCUGCUUCAAACGAUGUAUAAUCAUCUGACGCCUGACGAACGGAAAGAUACUGCGUUACAACUUCAAAAUGUGUCUCAACAGUGUGAGGGUGCACCUGUCCCUCUUGUUUUAGAUUCUGGAACCGUUAUACCACCAGCCAACUUGCUAAAUAUACCAAAAACAAAAUCGUUCACCCUGAAAAACAUGCAACCGCAUUUACAACCUCAGAAAAUAGAAAGAGUGAAAGAAGAUCAUGGUCCAUUUUUAUUCACGCCGAUUAACUUCGGAUCAUUGGAGCGCAAGAACACCUCGAAAAGUAAAGUUGAUUACUUAUGGGUGGAAGGAGACAUCUGCGAGGUGUCGAUGCAGCUCAUAAAUCCUUUACCGUUUGAAUUGCACGUAUCUAACAUGAGGCUCCUGACAAAUGGCGUAGUAUUCGAGUCGAUACCGGAAAGCAUCAGUCUACCCGCGAAAUCCGGGCCGAUCGCGGUUACGUUGGCAGGCAGACCCAAAGAGGUUGGUGAUUUGGAGAUACUCGGGUUCAGCACACACACUUUAGGAGUGAAGUCGAACUGUCGAUUGAGGCACAUGGAGAGCAUGUUGCAUCCGCAGUACACGGUCGAAGUAAUUCCAGCCUUACCAAGAAUCGACGUCGCGACCAGUUUGCCUCAAACUGCCAGUUUUAGCUCAGGUGACAAUAUAGUCACGAGCGCGAGUAUAUCGCUCUACGGUGGUGAGAGCGCUGAAUGCACCGUAACCAUCACAAACGUUGGACAAGUUCCCAUCGAGAUGGUAGAGUUGUCGGUACAAUCCGCUUUAGACGCUAUAACUGAAAGUAAAAUCUUCAAGUGGAGCGAUGAGAAUCUAAUGAUGCAGUUACCUCUACAACCUGGCAGUAGCGCGAGUCUCACUCUAUAUUUGUAUGCAGCAACGGAUUUCGUGGCGCCUUCAAUUAGAAACGACGUUAUUAGUAGCACUUGUCUCAGUCAGCCAAGCAGCCUAAUGUCACAUUCGGGUCACAGCUCCUUGCCGUCUAGACUCAGCUCUCCAUCUCACCACACCAAAAGACAAUCCGAACUGACCUCCUCCUUCAGAUCGGGAGUAAGUUCGCAAUCCGGUCAUUCUUCUUUAGCGAGCACGCGUCUGUCGAAAUUGGCGAUACCUCUACACACGUCCAACGUCAUCGAGGGUCAAUUGAGAAUAAAAUAUUCGGGAGAUGCUGGCCUGACGUCUGGUUACUGCAGAACUUCGUCUGUUUUUAUAACUAUUGAGAUGCUACCCAGUGUACAAAUCACCAGUUGGGAUGUGUUGCCGGCUGAGACGCCGUUACAAUUCUAUCUCGUGUUGGACGUAACAAAUAUGACAAAUCAUGAAAUGGAAUUGCAUUACACACAGAACAAAUGUAUAUACAUGGAAGGUAAAGAACCAUGUAGAAUACCAGUGCCGGUCGACCGAUGUCCGCUUAAUAAAUUGUCUAUGUCGAAUGGCGCUGGUGACACCGGUGAGCUCCAAAAGAUAUGCGCUGAACACAUAGUCUCAUUGGUAGACUUGCGCUGGCAAUUACUUGGCACAGAGUCAACGGGUAAAGCAACUCUAUCCGGUAUUACUUUGACUCAGGAUAUGUUAGAUCUAGUGAGAAUGAGUCCUCUCCAAUGGGAAAUAACCAUCAACGAUGUUACUGUGAAAGCGCAGGAUGAGUUGACGUGCGGUUUGGGUGAAUGUGUCAGUGUCGGUGUGGGAGUAUGCAACGCUCUGGAACAUCCGCUCAACGACCUCACAUUGUCCAUCAACUUCUAUCAGGAUCAUCACAACGGCGUUAAUAAUUAUCAAUUAGAAACGAGAUUGUCUAUAGCUGGGGCGAAUAAGGUCAUGCUGCCUGCUUUGCAGGAAUACGGCAGAGCGUAUCACGAAUGUCGUGUAGUGUUCUUCACAGCUGGUCAAUACAAGAUAGAUAUUCAAUGCAGCAGUAAAGAAUCCGCUCCGAACUCGCCGGUGCCCUACUCAGAACUUGUGAAUGCCGGGCACACAUGGCGCUACAUUCCGCCAAUCGAGAUAACAGUCGACGAUUAUUAA
Odontomachus brunneus is the source of this 3570-nucleotide messenger RNA. It is a transcript of the gene brun, whose product is annotated as protein brunelleschi. Gene Ontology annotation, cellular component: trans-Golgi network. The transcript is spliced from 12 exons. Bases 1 to 3570 code for a protein of 1189 amino acids. Lineage: Eukaryota; Metazoa; Arthropoda; Insecta; Hymenoptera; Formicidae. The record is from RefSeq and is a predicted model, not a curated record.